AUGGGGGUGUUCGAUGCCAGAUCUUCUACACCGUACGAUCUUGUAGCCCUUGCUGCAUCAAGUACUGCCUCUACCUCUACGACAAGUACUGCCUCUGCCUCUACGAAAAGUUCCACCUCAUCCGGCACGACGUUAACAACAACAUCAUCGCUGUCAAUAGUUUCGACACCUGCAUCCGCACCUGCAUCUGCAUCAUCUAUUGCCACAUUCCCAACCACAGAAGCCAACAGCGACACAAACGCGUCGUCACUCCCACCAUCACUACCCGGCGGGGCCAUCGCUGGCAUAGUCGUAGGCAUCGUCGCAGUCAUUACCAGCGCAGCGGUGCUAGUGUACUUUUGCCUUCGACGUCGACAGGAUACUAUCUUUAUUCAACAAUCACAACUCGAGCCUCCGCCGCCUCAGUAUGAGCAGGAACCCUCACACACCGUGGUACCUACCCCCGAUCCGACCAAAUUCGAAGUGAGCAUUAUAGGAGAGCUUUUGGGCGAGCAGCCCAAUUAUAGACAUGAGCUAGAUGCAGGGAAUUUGUAA
Messenger RNA from Pestalotiopsis fici W106-1, 534 nucleotides. RefSeq lists its product as uncharacterized. The coding region runs from base 1 to 534 and encodes 177 amino acids. The transcript is spliced from 2 exons. NCBI's taxonomy places the organism in Eukaryota, Fungi, Ascomycota, Sordariomycetes, Amphisphaeriales, Sporocadaceae. The record is from RefSeq and is a predicted model, not a curated record.